Schistosoma haematobium is the source of this 2074-nucleotide messenger RNA. Its product is annotated as Laminin subunit gamma-1. Bases 1105 to 1554 code for a protein of 149 amino acids. The record is from RefSeq and is a predicted model, not a curated record. NCBI's taxonomy places the organism in Eukaryota, Metazoa, Platyhelminthes, Trematoda, Strigeidida, Schistosomatidae. The transcript has a single exon.
CAUGGAACAUCCGGACAAUGUGGGAGACCGGGAAGACUAAUCAAAUAGCGACGGACAUGAGGAGAUACAACUUGGAAGUACUAGGAAUCAGCGAAACCCAUUGGACCCAAGCUGGACAACGAAGGCUAAAUACUGGAGAGACGCUGCUAUACUCCGGUCACGAAGAGGAAAAUGCUUCACGCGCUCAGGGAGUUGCUCUAAUGCUGUCCAAAGUAGCACGAAAUGCACUUGUAAGAUGGGAAUCUCAUCGAUCCAGAAUCAUCAAAGCAUCAUUCAAAAAAAAGAAGGAGGGGAUCACAAUGAAUAUUAUCCAAUGUUAUGCACCCACCAACGAUAGCAACGCCGACGAUAAAGAUCAGUUCUACUAGAAGCUGCAAUCAAUCAUUGAGAAGUGCCCAAGAAAUGACCUCACCACUCUGAUGGGAGAUCUAAAUGCCAAAGUCGGAAUAGACAACACCGGAUAUGAAGAUAUCAUGGGACGACAUGGACAGAGAGAGAGAAACGAAAGUAGGGAAAGAUUUGCAAAUCUGUGUGCAUUCAACAAAUUGAUCAUAGGCGGUACAAUAUUUCCACACAAACGUAUACACAAAGCUACAUGGAUCUCACUGGAACACACCACAGAGAACCAGAUAGAUCAUAUUUGCAUCAAUAAAAAGUUCCGAAGGACAAUGGAAGAUGUGAGAACCAGGAGAGGAGCUGACAUAUCUUCAAAUCACCACAUAGUUGUGGUCAAUUUAAAACUGAAGCCAAAGAAGAACUGGACAACUGGACAAACAGCACUACAAAGGUUCAAUACAGUCUUCCUUCGAGACACUGACAAACUCAAUCAAUGAACAAUCAGUUGAGUGGAACUCGUCACUGUACAACAACUUCAUUGAUUAUGAAAAGGCAUUUGACAGUGUGGAUAGGAGGACGUUAUGGAAACUUCUUCGACACUACGGAGUUCCUGAGAACAUUGUCAACACUAUCCGGAACUCAUACGACGGACUACAGUGCAAGGUCGUGCAUGGAGGACAACUGACAGAUGCAUUCCAAGUAAGGACCGGAGUCAGACAAGGCUGUGUACUCUCUCCCUUUCUCUUUCUUCUGGUGGUCAACUGGAUUAUGAAGACCUCGUUAUCUGAGGGAAAACAUGGAAUGCAAUGGACAGCUCAGAACCAAUUAGACGAUUUGAACUUCGCAGAUGACAUAGCCCUCCUAUCUCAUACACACGAACAAAUGCAGAUAAAGACAGCCAGUGUAGCAGCAGUCUCUGCAUCAGUAGGCCUCAGCAUACACAAAGGGAACACCAAGGUCCUCAAAUUCAAAGCGGAGAACAGCAAUCCAAUCACACUCGAUGGAGAAACUCUGGAAGAUGUAGAAUCCUUCACAUACCUGGGAAGCAUAAUCGAUGAACAAGGACGUUCAGAUGCAGACGUAAAGGCGAGGAUUGGCAAAGCAAGGACAGCAUUCCUAUCGUUGAAGAACAUAUGGAAUUCAAAAAAAACUUUCAACCAAUAUCAAAGUCACAAUCUUCAAUACGAAUGUCAAGACAGUCCUACUGUACGUAGCUGAAACUUGGAGAACUACAACAACUCUCAUCUAGAAGGUACAAGUAUUUAUAAAUGGUUGUCUACGCAAGAUACUCAACAUCCAUUGGCUGGAUACCAUCAGCAACAGUCUACUGUGGGAGAGAACAAACCAACUUCCAGCUGAAGAGGAAACUAGGAAAAGACGAUGGAAAUGGAUAGGACAUACAUUACGGAAAUCAUCAAACUGCAUCACGAGACAAACCCUAACUUGGAAUCCUGAAAGAAGGAGGAAAAGAGGAAGGCUAAAGAACACAUUACGUCGGGAAAUAGAAGCAGAUAUGAAAAGGAUGAAUAGGAACUGGAAGGAGCUGGUCAGGAUUGCCCAGGACAGGGUUGGAUGGAGAAUGCUGGUUGGUGUCCUAUGCUCCUUCACGUGGAGUAACUGGCGUAAGUAAGUAAGCUAGCUUCAGUUGACCUAUGAUCUCAACUAUUGUAAUAUAUUGAAGCAAUUAUUUUCCCCCAAUAAAAUUACCAUCUUAUUUCAUUAGAAAAAAUGCAAUCAA